AUUGUGACCUCACUGUUUAGCGCAUGCGCUUUGCGACCGGAACGAGCUUCGUUCUCUUCCAAAACAGAUUAGACAACCGUGUGAGAGAGAAAAACAACAGCGCUUGAAUAAUUUCACGCGUAUUGGAUUGUUUUCAGCAACAUGGGAGGCGGUGAUCUUAACUUGAAGAAAAGCUGGCAUCCGCAGACGCUGAAGAACAUCGAGCGUGUGUGGAAAGCCGAGCAGAAGCACGAAGCCGAAAGAAAAAAGAUCGAGGAGUUGCAGAAGGAACUGAAAGAUGAGCGAGCUCGAGAGGAAAUCACGAAAUAUGCGCAGGAAACCGGCGCCGUAAAAAAAAAAGAUGAGAGACUGGACUGGAUGUACCAGGGCCCCGGAGGACAGAUCUCCCGCGAUGAAUACCUCCUGGGCCGUCCCAUCGAUAAGCAGAUCACAGAGCAGUACGAGGAACCCGAGAGUGGGCCGUCCGCUGAAACCGGCCUCUUGCCCGGCUCCAUCUUCAACUCUACCACCUCCGUCUCCACCCUGGACAUGGCCUGUAAGAUACGAGAGGAUCCGCUGUUCGAGAUUCGUAAACGAGAGGAGGAAAAAAAAAGGAGCGUUCUCACAAAUCCUGUUAAAAUGAAAGAGAUCCGCAAAAUGUUACGUGAAAAUAUAGAAAAAGACAAAAAGAAGAAAAGGAAGAAGGAUAAAAAGGAAAAGAGAGACGAUAAGGAAAGGAGGAAGGACAAGAAACACAAGCGGAGGAGUUCCAGCUCUGAUGAGGGAGACAGAAAGCACAGGUCAAAGGAGGAAAAUGGAUUCUCAAAGUCACAUUCACAUUCACAGAAAUCCGGUUACGGACUGCAGUUACCAGCAGGAGCAUGGUCGGAGUCGAGCCACAGGAGGGACCGGAGUCGCUCUCCACUGUGUUCCAGAGAAGAAAAGAGGAAUCGUUCACCUCACGAUCCAGACAGGAAACACAAACCUAAAGCGCAGAGUCCAAGCAGGCCCAGACAACGCUAUCAAAGACCACAGAGCACCAACUACAGCAAGCGUCUCUCGGCCGAAGAGCUGGAAAAAAGGAGGAAAGAGAUGAUCGAGUUCGCCAAUGAGAGAGAGAAGGAGAGAGAGAGCAAUGUGAAGAGGUACAAACGACAAGACGAGCAGGAGAAGGAGCGAGAUAGCAGGACCAAGCAGAGCGACCAGGCCACAUUCAUACAUAACAUGAAGCUGGAGAGUGCAGCUACCUCGUCUGUGGAGGAUCGGGUGAAGAGGAACAUCCACUCCAUUCAGAGGACCUCUGCCUCUCUGGAGAAGAACUUCAUGAGAAGAUGAGCGGCGAUAAAAAAAAAUGUAAUAAAACAGGAAAAAAUUGGAUUGUCUUUGUCAUGCGUUGUAUUCUGACCUUUUUUUUUUUUACUCAUUUUAAUCAUUCAUUUCUGUAUAUUUUUGUAUUUUUAAAGAGAUUAAAAAAAUCCAUGUACUGUAUUUUAUUCAGUGUACAGAAUCCUCAUGUCGCAAAUACACAAUCAUUGUAUUUAUCUAAAUAAAAUCAGCAGUGAAAUGUC
Tachysurus fulvidraco (yellow catfish) is the source of this 1547-nucleotide messenger RNA. RefSeq names its product CWC25 spliceosome associated protein homolog (gene cwc25). Lineage: Eukaryota; Metazoa; Chordata; Actinopteri; Siluriformes; Bagridae. Gene Ontology annotation, cellular component: U2-type spliceosomal complex. Bases 142 to 1314 code for a protein of 390 amino acids. The record is from RefSeq and is a predicted model, not a curated record. The transcript is spliced from 9 exons. Gene Ontology annotation, biological process: mRNA splicing, via spliceosome.